Messenger RNA from Diospyros lotus (date-plum), 1191 nucleotides. RefSeq names its product acid phosphatase 1-like. NCBI's taxonomy places the organism in Eukaryota, Viridiplantae, Streptophyta, Magnoliopsida, Ericales, Ebenaceae. The transcript has 3 exons. Gene Ontology annotation, molecular function: acid phosphatase activity. The coding region runs from base 195 to 995 and encodes 266 amino acids. The record is from RefSeq and is a predicted model, not a curated record.
UUCCUCUCUCUCCAGAUUGGCCCCCUUCUCUUUGGCCCUGCUUUGGGGUAUCCAUAUUUUAUCAAAUAAGUAUUUUCUUAGCUAGGGUUUGAAAAGCGGGAUGGGGACGGGGACGAGGACGACUAGUAUAAUAAUGAUAUCUUCGCGACCAGAAAGCUAUCAUACGAGAGCUUUUUCGUUUUGGUUUUCCGGCGAUGGGCACUGGCAGAUGCGUCGUCGCAGUUCUCAUCUUCAGCCUCAUAUCCAAAUCCUUUGCCCGACCGAUAAUACGGACCACGCCGGAGAACCACAGAUCAGCCGGUGCCGACCUGAUCUCCGACGGUUGGACCCUAACCAGUGAAGAUUUCUUGUACUGCGACAGCUGGAGAUUGGCCAUCGAGACGAAUAACGCCGGGAUCUGGAGCCGGAUUCCGGCGAGGUGCGAAGAGUACGUCAAGGACUACGUGUCCGGCGACCGGUACCAAUCGGACUCAAAGGUAAUCACUGAGUACGCGCUGGAUUUCGCGAAGACGGUGGAGGUCGCCGGAGAAGGCGGGGACGCCUGGGUUUUUGAUGUGGAUGAGACGCUCCUCUCCAACGUGCCUUACUACGCAGCCCAUGGCUUCGGAUCAGAAACAUUUGAUGAAGGAUCUUUCAAUGAAUGGGCAAUCGAAGCUGAUGCACCUGCCUUACCAGCAAGUUUGAAGUUUUAUAAGGAGCUUCAACAACUAGGGUUUACUAUAUUUCUGUUAACCGGCCGGGAUGAAUCUCAGAGAAACGUUACAGAGCAGAAUCUUGUAUAUGCCGGUUACAGCAACUGGGAAAGACUUAUACUGAGGGGAACUUCGGAUGCUGGCAAGCUGGCCACAACCUACAAAUCCGAGAAGAGAAAGGAGUUGGAAGAUGAAGGUUAUACAAUUCAUGGAAGCUCCGGCGAUCAGUGGAGCGACUUGCUGGGCUUUGCAGUGGCUAAACGAUCAUUUAAACUUCCAAAUCCAAUGUAUUACAUCGCCUGAACAAGAAGUAAGAACACAAAAUUGGACGAUAUUUAUUUAUUCUGAUACAGUUGUAAACUAGUGACCAUUUUUAUGUUUUCGUGCAAUUGUGGCUCGUCCAUGAUUCGCCUGAACAAGAAGUAAGAAUAUUUGCCGACGUUGUUAUAUCAUGUUAUAAAGCUGUGAAGUAGUAGAAUUGCCUGCGUUGUGUUCGUAA